CUUUACUUUAGCGUAACUACAGGAGUUGCGCGUAGUUUGCAUGAUGUUUUAAAUGUCUGACGCUUUGAAUGAGGUAAAGUUUCGAGGUUUUCGGUGGUCGCUCGUGUCUGGACCGUGUUUCCCGUCCGCGUGCAGGACGCACGCGGCUCCGUAGGACACUUUCUGAGAGAGUCGUGGUCGGGCCUGGUCGGGUUAUUUCCAUCACUGGCCGCGGCUAACGAGUCCUCAAACAGACAUGUCACUGGAGGACUACGAGAGACAUUUCGACUCGCUAAAUUCGGAUUUGGGCGGCGGGUCGGUGGUCAGCGAGCGCUCCGCCGCGAGCACGUUUAAUGUUGGCGAAGAGGAGAAGCUGCAUUACAUUCCGAUCCGGAUCCUGGGGAGGGGGGCGUUCGGAGAAGCCACUCUCUACAGAAGGACAGAGGACAACUCUCUGGUGGUAUGGAAGGAAGUGGACCUGAACUCGCUCUCCGAGAAGGAGCGCAGAGACGUGAUGAACGAAAUAAGCAUCCUCUCCAUCCUGGAGCACAAGAACAUCAUCGCCUACUUCAAUCAUUUCAUAGACAAAAACACUCUGCUCAUUGAGCUGGAGUACUGCAAUGGAGGGAACCUGUAUGAUAAAAUCCUCCAGCAGAAGGGGAAGCUGUUCAGUGAGGAGGUGGUCGUCUGGUACCUGUACCAGAUCGCCUCUGCCGUGGCCCACAUUCACAAAGCCGGGAUCUUACACAGAGACAUUAAAACGCUCAACAUUUUCCUGACCAAGACAGACCUCAUCAAGCUGGGCGACUACGGCCUGGCAAAGAAGUUAGACUCUGAGUUUUCAAUGGCUGAAACUUGUGUGGGAACGCCGUAUUACAUGUCGCCCGAACUGUGCCAGGGAGCAAAGUACAACUUCAAAUCGGACAUCUGGGCCAUGGGCUGCGUGCUUUCUGAAGUCUUAACGCUGACCAGAACAUUCGACGCCACGAACCCGCUGAACCUCUGCGUGAAAAUAGUCCAGGGCAACUGGACGAUGGAGGUGAACGCCGACGUUUAUUCAUCCGCUCUGAUCAAGCUGGUGUACGAAUGUCUGGAUCAAGAUCCUGCAAAAAGGCCCACAGCUGAUCACAUCCUGGAGCUUCCGUUUAUCUCCUGCUGCCGACAGGAGCUGGAAGAGCGAGUCACCUUGCUGAAUUUAGCCAUGAAGAAGCCAAAGCUGAGCACGGUGACGGAGACCCCGGUGGCCGUGGUGACCACACGCUCCAGGGAGGUGUACUUCUGGGGCGGAGGGAAGUUCACCCCUCAGAAGAUAGACGCGUUCAAGGGAGGCAGCAGCGCCCAGCAUGUGUGUGCUGGAGAGAGUCACUUUGCAGUGGUGACGGUGGAAAAGGAGCUGUACACCUGGGCGAAUGUCCAAGGUGGGACCAAGAUGGUGGGCCAGCUGGGCCACGGAGACCAGUCCUCGUACCGGCAGCCCAAGAAGGUGGAGAAGCUGCAGGGGAAGGCCAUCCGGCAGGUGGCCUGCGGGGCCGACUUCACGGCCUGCGUCACGGACGAGGACCAGAUGUACAUGUUCGGCUCGGACUACUACGGCUGCAUCGGCGUGGAGGGCGAGAUGGGCAUGGAGGUCCUGGAGCCGGUGCUCCUGGAGUUUUUCGAGGAGCGGCCCGUCCGCCAGGUCUCCUGCGGAGACAACCACGUGGUGGUGCUGACCCAGAACGGCGAGAUCUACUCGUGGGGCUGCGGGGAAUAUGGGCGUCUUGGCCUGGAAUGUGAGGAUGACUUUUCUUCCCCGAUGCAAGUGGAGCUUCCCAAAGGCGCCGGCAUCUCUUCGGUGUCCUGCGCUGGAGAUGGAACCUUCCUUUUGACCGAGACGGGCAGAGUGCUGGCCUGUGGAAACAAUGAGUUCAAUAAGCUGGGGCUGAAUCAGGGAAUCUCUGGGCUCAAAAACCACCCAGAGGGCUACCAGGGGAUCCCGUACAUCACCACGCUGACCUUGGUGAAGCAGUUAGCGCGAUUUAAGAUUCAGACCAUCGCUCCAGGGAAGAACCACACGGCUGCUAUUGACGAACGCGGCCGUCUGAUCACGUUUGGCUGCAACAAGUACGGACAGCUGGGCGUGAAAGACUUCAAGAAGCAUCAGAGUGUCCAGGUCCUGGUGGGGCCGUUUGGAGGGAAGCCAGUGAAGCAAGUGUCCUGUGGGGACGGGUUCACCAUCGCAGCGACUGAAGAUAAUCAGAUAUUUGCGUGGGGCAAUGCAGGGAACGGGAGGCUGGGAAUGCCGGCCGAUAAGGGCUUUGGCUCCGAGGUGUGUCCCGCCAUGCCGCGGCCCAUCUUCGGCUCCCUCCAUCACGUGCCCGACCUGUCCUGCUGCGGCUGGCACACCAUCAUCAUCAUGGAAAAAGUGCUGAACUCCAAAACCAUCCGGUCAAACAGCAGCGGACUCUCAAUCGGACUGGGACAGGAAGCUUCCUCCUCCACAGUGGAUCUGGAGCUGGAGCCCGGCUCGGAGACGGAGUGCCGUGACCGGGGUCUGGGAGGCACGCUGGAGGUCAACACCGAGGACUGCUUCCUGGAAACCCCCAUGAUGUCUCUGGCAAACCGGACGGGGGACAGCUCCUGUCCCCUCUGGCUGAGAAAGGAGCUGGAGGACGCAGAGUUCAUCCCCAUGCCGGACGACCCCGACCCGUCUCCGCCGGGCCAGCUCUCCUCCUUCUCUGACAAAGUCACUUUACCGUACGACACUCUGAAAGAGCUGAAAGCUGCAGGCAGAGGCCCAUCGGCUAAAAGGAUGAGCUUUGAUCGAGUCAAUGGACUGGAGGAGACCGGCAUCUUCACGGGGGAAUCUGUCCCCUGCUGCAGGGCAAGUUCAGAGGUGGCCGAGCUGCGGGAGACGAUCGCUCAGCAAGACCUGAGGAUCCAGAUGCUUGAAAAGCAGGUCAGCGAGCAGAAGAGGGAGAACGAAAAGCUCUGGGCGGCCAUCAGCCGCUCCGCGCUGCAGGAAUCAGGAUGCGACAGGAACGGGAACCAUCACUCCGACGGGGGAGGAGGAGGAGGAGGGAGGAGGGGCGGAGGACUGGCACACCACGGAGGGCGCUCUGCCGGGGCCAGCGUGUGAGACCGGACCGGCAGUCGGCCCGGCUGUGGGAGAAGUGUCAACGACUGUCGGCGCGCGCUGAGUUUAGAGUGGUUGGACAGGAGGCGGGGCUUCGGCGAGCGGUGCCGCGCACACGCCGUCCUCACCCCACUCGGUGGCGGCAGUCUAGAUGUUUAGCAGAGUGAUUGAUUACAGUUUGUUGUGUCUGUCAGAGUGGACGACACUGGCGGGGAUCACGCCAGUUUCUCCUCAGACUGAGAUGUUGGCUGGAUUCAACAUGAGGCGUCGGGGCGUCGAGCGGCAGCGCGCGAGCGUUCAGGUCUUCAUGUACGUGGUGUCGUUUGACGUGAGGGUUUCCUCCACACUGCCUCAAAUAUAGCGUUUGUCACAUACCAAGUAAGCUUUACCAACUUAUACAAAGAGAGGGGGAAAAAAAAAAAACCUUUUCCUGAUGAAUCCACAGCUUUACAGGACGUCAGCAGAAAGGCUUCAUCUUCCAGUGUGAAAGUAAAACUUUCAUCUGUCAGUCUUUACAUUGUGUUCAGAUUAUUUGAUAUUCUUAAACAGCUAAAGUGCCAAAUAUACAUAAAUAUAUAUGUAUACGAUAUAACCUCUUGUACCUUACGUAUUUAUCAAAAAGAUUUUUUUUUAUUUUUGGAAUAGUCACACAAUUUUUAGCAUUUUGGCUUUUUGCACCACCACUUUGGAUUUAAAACGAAACAUUUAAGAUGUACUUUAAGUGCAAAUUUUCAGCUUUAAUUUGAUUUUACAUCCAUUUAAAUCACUUUGAACAGAGUCGGAAUUGAAAUGCAUCUUAUGGCCUUUUAAAGGGACCAAAAUGAAUUGAUGGUAAUUGGCUGCUCUGUGAUUGUCUGAGCAUUUAGUCCAGAGGGAGCAGAUGGAGGUCUGGGUCAGGCCUGGACCUAUGAGGCCUGGGGGGCCGUAUGCGGCCGUUUAGCUCUGGUUAUUAACUUUAUUACAUCUGAAAUGGAGACAAUUCUCAUGCUAUUGGUCAUUAUCUUUACAUUAUCGGUUGAUUCUCGCACCUUGGCUGGCAGAGCUAGCAAUCGUUACCUCAGAAAGUUAGUAUUUAAAAAAUAAAAUGCGGUUAAUGAAAAAUACUGUUUGACAGACUAUAUUUUAGAAAAAAUGAAAUGAAUGGGAGAAAGUGACACUGAGCAACUGCAGCUCUUAAAACUUAUUUUAAAAAAAUUCUGUCUAAAGAUAGUAUAUAUAUAUAUUGAGCAAAACUUAAAAUCAAGAUGUGUCUGAACCCUCAAUAGUAUUUCUAAUUUUUUAAUGUGGCCCUUUGGGGAAAAUUAGUUCUCUACCCCUGGGAUCAAUCAAUCAACCAAACUUUAUUUAUAUAGCAGUUUUAGUACAACAAAUGCAGCACAAAGUGUUUUACAGGGUAAAAACAAAUCCCCACCCAUCCGUCCACUUUCUGCCAUUGUACAUGCGUAUAAAAGAUGUAUUAAUAGAUCAGUACAAAUUCUAAUGUCCUACAACAGGGAAAAAGGAAACAUUGGUGUUUUCACUCUCGAUGUGACAGUCAGUAUCUUUAAACAAGAAAAGCUAACCCUGAAAAGCAAAAUUCACUUCAUUUGGAUGUAAACGCCGUAAGGUUCAUUAGGUUAGUGCAGUUAGUUCAUCUACGGCUUUACCGCCUGCAAACAAACAGGAUGAAAUAAAGGAAACAAUAAGAUGGACUUUUAAAACAACGGGAUAAACGAGACAAUCCUGAUCCACCGUGGCAGUGCUGAAGUGUUAAAUCUUGUGUCAGACUAAAUAUUUCUGUAUUGAUUGUGAUGAUCUUUUGCAGAUAUGUGUGCUUGUUAAGCCUGCAUGUUGUUUUUCUUGCCAUAUUGAGUGUGAAACACGAAACUACUGAUUUUUUUUAAGUUUUUUUUUUCUUACCUGCCUCCUUUUACUGUUUAUCGUUUUAAGUGCAGCCCACGUCAGUCACUUUGUCAUUUCUGAUCACUUGAACUAUUUCCUUAGAGUUUUUAAAGUAUAGCUGACCUGAGGAGUGACUUUAUUUUUUAACCAUUUUUGUCCUUUUUUUUGGUACUUUCUGAAAUGUUUUCAUCACCUUGUGCCUCAUCUGUGAAAGCAACAUGUAACCUGAUUUGUUUGUGGUCUUCUGGGUUUGAGAUUGGCCUGUUCUGUGAUAUUCUGUUUCGUGUGUGUCUGUGUGUGAAUUUAAUUUCCAUCCAACCGCUUGUGGUCUCGUGAGCUGGACAGUGGAACACUGGUGGUAUUGUCAUGCAGUGAUCUGCAGCCUUAAUGAGAGAAGAAACCUGAGCUAGUCUUCAAAGAAUUGAUGCAAUUUUGAUGCUAUUGCCUUUGAUUUUGAUGUCUUUUUUUUUUUUACAAUGUGUUGAGCAUUUAAAGACGUGCCUUAGAAUGUUUUUCUAAUAUUGCAGAGACAUAACCGUUGUAUAAACUCCGCUUGUCUCACAGAUCUGUUGUUGCUUUCCUUACAAGCCAUAAAUAAAGCGACCUUUUAUCA
Molecule: messenger RNA, 5588 nt
Organism: Salarias fasciatus (jewelled blenny)
Lineage: Eukaryota; Metazoa; Chordata; Actinopteri; Blenniiformes; Blenniidae
Gene: nek9
Product: NIMA related kinase 9
Exons: 23
Coding region: 236-3097 (953 amino acids)
Biological process (GO): protein phosphorylation
Cellular component (GO): centrosome
Molecular function (GO): protein kinase activity; ATP binding; protein kinase binding
Source: RefSeq, a predicted model, not a curated record